Molecule: messenger RNA, 1234 nt
Organism: Drosophila guanche
Lineage: Eukaryota; Metazoa; Arthropoda; Insecta; Diptera; Drosophilidae
Product: MAPK regulated corepressor interacting protein 2
Exons: 4
Coding region: 420-947 (175 amino acids)
Source: RefSeq, a predicted model, not a curated record
GUAACAACCAUAUGUGUCCGACUGUUAUAUCAUAUGUUAGGCGUUACAAUUUUAGUUUCAGUUAAUCGCGAAAGAAACUUUUAAAUACCUAUCAGAACAAUAAUAGCCAACAGCCAAAAAUGAAAGAAAUUGAUUUGCUUUGACAUCGCGAGAACCGAACAAAGUGCCCUGAAUUCAAUUGAUUAUUGUGUAACUGCGUAAAAGAUGAGGCAAACAACGGACAACGGAAACUCUGAUCAUAUAAGUUAUUAAAUACCUAAUAAUCUACGUCAAAAAGCACACAACGUAACAGAGAAAACAGUGCAUUAACGAAAAUAGCAAAGAAGAAUUUUCUUCAAGAAAAACAUCUGGCAGGUAACAGGCAGACAACAAUAAAAUCAGAGAGGAUUAAAAUAAACAUUUAAAUACCGAACCAAACCAUGUACACUAUCAGCAAGGGACCCAGCAAAAUAGUUGCUAAGACGCGACGAGGUAUGGUCCAAAACUUUGAAAAGUUCGAAAGCAUCAAGGAGAGCAGCAAGAAGAACGGUAACUUCGAUCUGAACAGUCCCGGGACAUCAGAGCACAACAAUAUCCCGCGACCGUUCUUUCAACAGAGUGCCUCAAAACGGAUAACACCCACCAAGCUGAUCGAGGAUGAGGUGAUAACACCGCAGCAUGAAGAAAUCAUACGCUAUAUAAAUGAUUCUUGGAACAUGCUAGUGGCACCAAAUCCGUAUGAUUCGAGUACAUUGGACAAGCCCUGCGAGAAACCAGUGGCAGAUGCUAACAAUAACAAUGCAACUAAUCCAGUGGAAUCUAUUAUCGCCAAUAAACCAUUUGCAACCUCUGCAUCGGCGGCUGUUUGGGUAGAACCACCUAGCCCAGCGUUGCAAGACUUCAAGCCCUUUGAUCUGGAAUCCUGGUGGGGUCGUCGCUUGUUCCAAAACAUUACUAAGACCCUCUAAUUUGUAGUGCUAAGCGGGUUAGGUAGGGCUUGCUGAGGGACUUAUUAAUAGCUGGCCAGUGCUUCCUUUGAUCAUUUCUAAUAGGAAAAUAACACUAUUUAUAUGUAUAUAUAUGUACAUAUAUGUAUAUUUAUAUAAGCGAGCGGGUUGUGCGAUAAGUCGAUAAGCAAUAUAAUGUUGGUUGAUAACGAAUAGGUAACACACAUAUAUGUAUGUCGUCUUAGCUAUAGUUUUCUAUUAGCAAGUUAAGGAGUAAAUAACUAGUUGUUACUGUUCGCCAAUUUACA